This is a messenger RNA of Ylistrum balloti, 2888 nucleotides long. Its product is annotated as myosin-2 heavy chain-like. NCBI's taxonomy places the organism in Eukaryota, Metazoa, Mollusca, Bivalvia, Pectinida, Pectinidae. The record is from RefSeq and is a predicted model, not a curated record. The coding region runs from base 233 to 1759 and encodes 508 amino acids. The transcript has 12 exons. Gene Ontology annotation, cellular component: mitochondrial outer membrane. Gene Ontology annotation, biological process: mitochondrial protein catabolic process; mitophagy by internal vacuole formation.
UCGUGACAGUAAAAGGAGAAACAAGAAGCUUAGCCCGAGGGAGGUUGAUGCUGAUGAGAUCCAUAAAACUUUGAAUGACAUAAAAGCAGCCAGCAAAGCCUGUAAGGAGGCGCAUAGACAAUGGGAAAAGGACAAGUAUUAUGAGCAAUGGGAUCCAGAAUAUCAAACUAGGGCCGAAAAGUUACUUUGUGCAGCUGACCAAUUUAGAAAGAAACUUGACUUGCCAUGGCCAAUGACAAAAUCAACUGAGGUGGAUGACUUGAAAGCUCGCCUCAAUAGAAUCACCCGCGACAAAGAGGAAGCAGAAUAUUGCCUCGAGGAAGCUGAAUUAGAAAUUGAAAGGCUAAAGGAUCGCUUAGGAGAUCAGCCUAGAAAAGGUAGACCACAAUCACCAGACAAAAUGCCAAAACGUCAUGCCGAACCUGAAUAUGAGCACAAGAUAGAAUCAGAUGACUCAAAGCGUCCAAGGAAAGAAGGAAGUAUUGAUCGUCGAGGUCCUUCUCGUACUCCGAUCCAUCGUCAAGAGAGUAACACUCAGAAUGCAAGAAGGGAAAGUGGCAACUACGAAGCUCUUCAAAAGGAAAUUGCGGAUCUGAAGAAGAAAUGUGAAAUACUUCUUGACGAAAAUAAGUCUUUGUCAGAUUUUCGAACGAAUGCUACAGCGACAUUGGACAAAGCAAGAGAUGAGGCUGCCAGAUACAAGAAACAGAUGGAGACCAGUGAUGCCACAAUACAUAAAUUUCAUCAAGAGAUUGACAAAUUGAAAAGCCAAUGCCAAGAAUUGGAUAGGUCUAUGAAAACUGAGCGUCAACAAAGAGAAGAAAUUCAACGCAGUCUGCAACAAAGUAAGGUGAAGGAAAAGGACCUGUAUGAUCAACUUGACAGACUUCAGCAGGUAUUGUCUGCAGAGAGACGAGCCAAAGAGGAGGCACUGGUCAGUGUGCGGCAUAGUCAGUCAAAAGAGGAAAAUUUACGUGACACCAUUGACAGGCUACAGAGGAACAUAUCAUCAGAGAGAGAGGCCAAGGACGAAGCAUUGCUCAGACUUAGUGCUGUUGCUGGUAACAAGCUCCGUGACAACAACCCUGGCAUCACUGACCUUAGUGACCCCAACCGACCAAUGAAGCUAGCUGAGAAAGUAUCUGAACUGUAUGAUAAUGAGUGGACAAAUGCAAUGGAGAACUUGGAGCGAUACAUGGAUGAAGAGAAGGCAAUAAAGGUGCUUCUCGAUAUCAUCACGAAUGUGUUUGAAACUUUUGAGGAAGCUGGUGAUGCCCAGACAAACUUUAUUUCUUCCCUUGAACUGCCCGUUGCUGUACCGGACAUUGAUAACCUCCAAAGCACUGCCAGGUCAUCUCUACUGAACAAUGGGAAGUUGACUGCAUUACCAACAGAAAUCACCAAACCACUGAAGGAUUACCGCAAGUCUCACUGUGAGACUGUUAGCCCACUGUUGACUGAGGUCAUGAAGUCAAGGCUACAAACGGUAUACCAAAUAGAUGGUAAAAUAAUUGAAGCUUGUAAAGAGUACAUUGAAUACAGUGUCAAGUACGUCUGGAUGAUGCGAGUGCAAGAUCCACCUGUUCACAUUGAAUGGGAAUUCUCUCACGGCGAGAAAUUUGAUCAUGACCGCCUUAGGUCAUACACAAAAGGUGGAGAUAGUUUAAAUUAUGUAGUGUGGCCCAUCCUGUACCUUUACAAAGGUGGGCCCAUGCUAGCCAAGGGAGUAGCUCAAGGCAUGAAAAAAAAACCAGAAUAAGUUACACACAAGAGUAUGCUUUAUUCGUCCUUUCAAGGAAAUCAUAUCAUUUCAAAAACACAACUGGGAUGUGCUAAUAAUUAUGGUUGUAAUAUUUUGUUUCAUAACUUUUUUGCUUGUUUCUUUGAAGAAGACUUGGAUUUUUGCUUGCUGCAAGAGGGAUGUCUAGCUUCUGUCAUUAUUACUGUUUGUUACUGCUGAUAUAUCACAUCGCCACAUAUGAUUCCUUUGGUGUAUUUCAAGGAAGAACGUGUUAUUUGAAUAUUACUACACAAAUUUAUUUUCUAUUUAGAGAACGCAAUUUGAAUUUAACAUUUCCAGAAAUUUUUUUAUUGAAGUUUAUGAAUACAAAAGCAGCGCAAGUGAUAUUGGUGUUGGAAGCAAGACCAUGGAAUACUGAAAUUUUCGGACACUUAGGUAUAAUGAAUAUUAGUGAUUUGUCAAAAACUCUUGCAUAACAAGUUGUGGUGAUAUUUGUCUUUAAGGCAAGUAAACUUAACCAUCCUAAUGCUGGAAUGAAAUCGUCUUUAUUGUAACUUCAUUAUUUGUAUGAAGUAUAUACCCAUGGUUGUAUUUAUACUUGGAUACCUAUUUUUUAACCAGCAUCUGUGACAAUGGUGUAUUGCUAGACUUAAUAUUUCACUAAUGUUUUCAUAGGUAGACAAUCAAACCGCCAAUGGAUUAGGCCUAAAACUAAAAGUUCACAUCAAUAUUACUGACAUCCAGUUCCGGACAUAAUAAUUAUCUGAUAAAAAAUCAUAAGAUUGAAUUGUAAUUUAUUUUCUUGAUUAAAUUAUACAUAAAUUUUGUAUAUUUUACAAGAAUUUUUGAAGAAGUGAUACACUCAAUGUAUUCGUCAUACUUAGUUUGCUCUCGUUAAAGCAUGUUAGCAGUGUUACUGUUGGAGAAAACCAGUUUCAAAAUGUUUGAAACUUGUAUUUUGUGUUCCAAUUUGAAUAUAGAAAGCCUUCAAGGUAUUUGAACCUGAAGUUAUUUAGUAUUAUUAUGGAGCUAGAUGUUAAGUAUUUAAUGCUUUCAAAAUGCAGCUAGCCAGCUAGUUUGUUGGGUUUAUUUUCAUUUUUAUCAAAGAUAACAUUAUAAUAUUGUGUUUUAUGGCUAAUAUUGAAAA